Molecule: messenger RNA, 3506 nt
Organism: Ornithodoros turicata
Lineage: Eukaryota; Metazoa; Arthropoda; Arachnida; Ixodida; Argasidae
Product: alpha-N-acetylgalactosaminidase-like
Exons: 7
Coding region: 2101-3438 (445 amino acids)
Biological process (GO): oligosaccharide metabolic process; glycoside catabolic process
Cellular component (GO): cytoplasm
Molecular function (GO): alpha-galactosidase activity
Source: RefSeq, a predicted model, not a curated record
CUGCUGUUUCUUGGUCUUCGUUGCCUCAACCCUUUCUGCGCGUUCUCGAAUGUUACGUACGUUCGCUACGAACGUCACGAACAAGUUAUUUCCCGAGACAGCCUCGGAAAUGAUGUACUCCUUUAAACCAUGCCGUGCUUCGCAUACCCUGUAGAGCGACUAUAAGCCUAGGCACUCGGGGAAACGACAAGACACGAACGACUCAGACGAACAAAACAUUUGACAUUGGUUCUGUCAAACGUUUCGCUGGCUUGAGUCGUUUGUGACGUGGCGUUAUUUCUCCGUGUGGCUCGACUCGUGGCUUUCCAGUUCGGUGUUUUUCCAUCAGCUCGUGCCAUAUUAUCGGUAGGGUUCCGAGUUUUCGGAGUUUUCAUUUUGGAAAAUCCGGAGGGUGUUUAUCGGAGUUCUCAGCUUUUCCGGAAUUCUCGCCGAUUUCGGAGUAUUUCGGAGCAGUCAUCGUAGAGACAAUUGAAGGAAAGAAGUGCAAAAGGAACUGAGACCACACGAUGUAAGGCGCUGAUGUUUUACUACGAAAGGCGUAUUUCCACAACUUGCGAAUGAUGCCCAGGCUGGAAAUGAGUAGUAGUUGUGACGAACAGAGAACUGUUCUGUUCCAAACUAGCCCAGUGCCCGAGGUCAAGUACGGUCACUAGGGUCGAGGAUACAUAGAACAGAUGGGACAAGUGUGUGUACUAUCCUCCUUUUGAGCCAUUCAUGGGUCCAGCGACCCUGAAGGAAGCUACCACUUGCGACCCAUUUUUUUGGCAGUAGAUCUGUUUGAAGUCAAAAAGUAGGCGUGGAAGAGGGGGACAGAGGAAGAAAGAAACGGGAAAAACGUUAACGCCGCCACGUGGGCGUUGGAAAAAUCGGAGUUCAUCGGAUAAAUCCGAUUUUUUUGCAAAAAGCAUCGGAGGGAGUUUAUCAGAGUUUAUCGGAUAAAUCCGAAAAGUCGGAAGCCUAAUUAUCAGUUAAAGUUCACCCUCUGGCUCCUGAAAUCAUAGACUUGUCUUGUCAACGAAGCUUUGAGUUAGAAUGGACAUAGAAAUGCUUUGCUCACGAUAUGCGGAAAGCCCAAUCCGAUAAAGGUAUAUAUCGAAGCGAAGGCUGGAUGUCUGGAGCCACCGAUACUACGGACAUAGUCUGAGAAAACAAUGGCCUAGUAAGAGAACAGUCUCUGUUCCCCUCCCCUUGUUAUUUUACCAACCACCACCACCACCAGUCUCUGUUGGAAAUAUGGGGUGCUCCGGGCCUAUAGGCCUCUUGCUGGAAUCCAUUGUUCAGGAUAUGGUUUACGAAAUUUUGGCAGAUAUCUGCAUAGAAGCUCUUGCAUUUUAUUGUACAUAAUAUGUCAUCUCCGGCGUGCCACUGUUUAUUUUUGUUAUGUUUGUUGCAUGCUAGUGCGCAUAUGUUGUACGGCUCGAGUCGCGUGUUCGCAUGUCCCUCUAGUUAUGCCCAGAAUCAGGCUUUUCACGUUAAUGAGUUUGUCCAACAGCUGGCCUGCAUCUAUAUGCCGUACCCCCGUGGACUAGUCUUCGACGAGUCCUCCACCGCAUGAGUCUUAAGGUUGUUUCUACACAGGCUGUCAAACACCUCCUCGGUGUCUGCGCGUCCAGCCUCUGUUCCACGUGUGGUGUGUGCGGUGACCUCCAUCACGUAGUCCUGGUCUGCGGACAGUACGAUCGCGAGCGCGCCCUCAUGGAAACUGCUCUAAAACGCGUCGAUCAACGCGAGUUCGACUUAGCCAAAAUUCUCGGGACAUGGUCGGACGCCUCACAUCUGAUGCAAGCCGUACGAGCUGCUGCUGAGUACCUCUCCAGCACUGGACUAAUGGACGAACUCUAAUAGGACACCUUUCCAUCAUCAUCACUUUCUCAUCUAUUCCACAAGCGCAAUGGGGCAGUGUACCGCCAUAACGGCGGAGAAUGACCCACCACAUCGUCAUCCCAUUUAUGUGCGUGUGUGUAUUCGACGAGUUGAUCGGAUUGCCUGUUUGUUGCUUCCUGCAGAGAAGCUUCACACGGCGGCUGUAAAUCACAAAUACACAAUGACCUAAUACUGUGGGGAAAAAAUCAACUAUGUAGGCACUUCGUGGCAUCGAAGAUGCUGAGGAGGUACGCGGUGCUGCUGUUGACAUUCACGAACAUCCGAGCUCUGGAAAAUGGAUUGGCAAGAACCCCUCCCAUGGGGUGGCUUUCCUGGGAACGGUUUCAGUGCAACGUAAACUGCGUUCGCGACCCGGAAAACUGCAUCAGCGAAAGGCUCUUCAAAGAAAUGGCAGAGAUAAUGGUCCUGGAAGGAUACCGUGACGCCGGUUACGUCUACGUCAACAUCGACGACUGCUGGAUGUCCAUGGAAAGAGACUCCGUGGGCAGACUCCAGGCUGAUCCCGAAAGGUUUCCCAAGGGUAUCAAGCACAUGGCUGAUUUUAUGCACUCGAGGGGCCUCAAGCUCGGCAUCUACGAGGACGUCGGUACGAAGACUUGCGCCGGUUACCCUGGAAGCAUGGGACAUCUUGUUAUAGAUGCACAGACGUUUGCAGAUUGGGAAAUCGACAUGGUGAAGAUGGACGGAUGCUUCGCUAAUGUUCGGGACCUAGAUCGACUAUAUCCAUCCUUUAACGAGGCCAUUAACCGCACGGGACGUCCUAUGGUCUACUCCUGCAGUUGGCCGGCGUACCAAGUAAUGUUCGGCAUAACUCCUGACUACAAAGCAAUGGCGAACCACUGCAACCUGUGGCGGAACUACAUGGACAUCAGCGAUUCGUGGGCAACGGUUUUGUACACUAUCGACUACUACGCAUCUCUACAGAACAUGUUGACAGCUUCAGCAGGACCCGGUCACUGGCAUGAUCCCGAUAUGCUCAUCAUCGGCAACUUUGGCUUAAGUUACGACCAAAGCAAGGCCCAGAUGGCGCUUUGGGCCAUCAUGGCUGCCCCGUUGCUCAUGUCACAUGACCUUCGUCAUACUCGACCGGAGCACAAGGAAAUCCUUUUGAACAAAGCAGUUAUCGCCAUCGAUCAGGAUCCUCUUGGGAAGAUGGGAAGAAAGGUCUACGCUAACGGUCCCAUUGAGAUAUGGACCAGACCAGUCACCCCUGUACUCUCGGACGGUCAUCACUCGUACGGCAUCGUCUUCUUCAACAGGCGAGACGUGGGCAAUGCGGAAGACGUGGGUGUUCGGCUACGAUUUCUCGGAUUAAGAUACCCCAAAGGAUACAGGGUAACAGACUUGUUUGAAAACAAGCUGGUUGGAGUGCACCGUCCGGACGACCACAUUGUCGUGCGUGUUAACCCUACUGGGGUAGUGAUGCUCAAGGCAGAACCUGUCAUGAAUGUUCUUCCACUAAAGCCUGCUCCAGCAGAUGCUAGGUUGAAGAACGUUAUUCAGGUGCCCCAUGAGCCCAGUCCACGUAGACAGGGCGGAGCCUUGGUACGCUGAAGCGAUGAGUAUUCAUGAGUGUAGUCAUGAACGUUGGGACCUGGAAAAAUAAAAUUAACGGACCUCGA